Molecule: messenger RNA, 3623 nt
Organism: Chelmon rostratus (copperband butterflyfish)
Lineage: Eukaryota; Metazoa; Chordata; Actinopteri; Chaetodontiformes; Chaetodontidae
Gene: tlr9
Product: toll-like receptor 9
Exons: 3
Coding region: 64-3249 (1061 amino acids)
Biological process (GO): positive regulation of interleukin-6 production; defense response to virus; canonical NF-kappaB signal transduction
Cellular component (GO): plasma membrane
Molecular function (GO): pattern recognition receptor activity; protein binding
Source: RefSeq, a predicted model, not a curated record
AUAAUUAUCUUUCCCCUCCUGGCUUAAAGGUUGCUUCAUCUGGCUGCUGAUGUGAAUUUUAAGAUGCAUGCUAUAUCCACUAUGGCUAUGUUGAAAAGUAUCCUCAUCCUUUGUCAGCUUCUUCCAUUAGUGAGUAACAUAACGACCGCCUUCUUUCCAUGUGACACUGAUGUGAAUACCACCACAGUAGACUGCUCUGACAGACCACUCAGGCACGUCCCCUUCAUUAAGUCUAUGACUGUUGUGUCGCUCAAUUUAAGUCGGACUAAGAUACGGCAAGUGGGGCAGCAUGCUUUAUCGGGUCUCCCAAACCUUCACACUCUGAAAAUAAUGGGAAAUUGUCAGCCGGGUAGCCUGAGAGCUUUGGAGGACCGCUCGUGCAAGUUGGAGAUCCACUAUUAUGCCUUCAGGAGCCUAUUAAAGCUUCAAUUAGUGUAUCUGUCAGGAAACAGCCUCACCGCUAUACCCUGGUUCCCUAAAAGCUUGAGGGUUCUUGAUCUGCAGAAUAAUCACAUCUUCCACAUUGUCCAACCUCUAAAAACUCCAUAUCUCAAAGAGCUCUACCUCUCCAAGAACUGCUUUUAUAUAAACCCUUGCAACCAGUCAUUUUACAUCAGCGAGAGGGUUUUCAGAGAGCUCUCUAAACUCAAAUACCUUACCCUGGGGUAUAAUAAUUUGACAGCUGUCCCUAAAGGGUUGCCGUCCUCACUGGAGCGUCUGGAUUUAAAAGAGAACACAAUCACAGAGGUUUUAGAAGGAGCAUUUGCCAACCUGACUAAGCUCAAGUAUUUGAAUUUGGAGUGGAAUUGCCAGCGUUGUGACCAUGCAGCCAGGCCCUGCUUUCCUUGCCCACAAAAUCUCCCUCUACAGCUGCAUCCAAACUCAUUCUACGCUGAGAACAGCUCCAUCACCUUCCUGAGCUUGAGAGGAAACUCUCUGAGAACAUUUCCGCAGGGUGUUUUCCGACCUCUGAAGAAGUUACUGAGGCUGGACCUCUCUGACAACCUCCUGGCAUAUGCUAUACGGAAUGGCACCUUCUUUGCAGAGCUGAAAGGCCUCACUUGGAUUAGCCUUAUCUAUAACUAUGAACCGCUGAGGACAUUUCCAGAACUAAUCCUCUCCCCACAUAUUGGCAAUAUAACCGGUCUGCAAUAUCUCCUUCUGAGUGGCAACUUUUUCCACGCUGUAUCAAAAGAGAGCCUCAAUGUCUUGUCCACACUUCAAAAGCUGCAGAAACUAGAACUGAGAAUGAACUUCAUCCAUACUUGUGACUUGAAAGCUCUGAAACAGGUACCGUCUCUCAUCAAAAUUGACCUCUCCCAGAACAUGCUUACCUUCCUUCCGUGCUGCUCGAGUCCGUCAUCGGGGAUUGUGGCACAGGACAGCUGUCAGAACCAGAACAUGUUUACAAAUAAUAUUCCUGAGCCACAUCUUAUGCUGACAGGCCGAGAAGUCACAUCUGGAAGUGACACCUGGGAAUCCAACCAGUUAAACAAGCUGGAAUUGUUGGAGGACGGUGAGUCUCCAUCACUGUGGGACGAUUUCUGCCGACACAACCUCACAUUUGACCUGUCUCAAAAUGACAUUAUGUCUCUUAACAAAGAGGUGUUUGUGGGCAUGGAAAAUGCUGUUUGUUUGGACCUUUCCUACAAUUACAUGAGCCAGACAUUGAGGAGUGGGACGUUUGAGGGCAUGAAAAAACUAGUUUAUCUUAAUUUGUCCUACAACAGACUUGAUUUUUAUUAUAAAGAGGCUUUCAGUGAGCUUAAAACCACUCUGAAGGUUCUAGAUGUUAGCAACAAUGACUUUCACUUCAAAAUGAGGGGCAUGGGUCAUCGUUUGGAGUUCAUUCAAAACCUGACUAACUUGGAAGUCCUAAGUCUGGCAAACAAUGGCAUUGGGAUGCGAAUAGAUCGAGGGCUGAUCAGCAGCUCUUUGAAGUGCCUCUACUUCAAUGGAAAUCACCUGGACAUUAUGUGGGACGCCGACAACAACAGAUACACUCAUUUCUUCCAAAACCUGACCAACCUCUCCUACCUGGACAUCUCGAACAACGAACUGAAGUCAAUCUCACCAGAAGUGCUGUGUAGCCUCCCAGGAAGUAUUGAGACCCUCAUCAUCAGCAACAAUCUGCUGAACUAUUUCCCAUGGCAAAACAUCUCAGCACUCAGAAAUCUACGUCAGCUGAGCCUCAGUCUAAACUUCCUCUCUUAUUUGCCUCAUAGAGUCAUAGAAUUUGGGGACUUUUUCUCUUUUUUGGACCUCAGUCACAAUCGCCUCAGCUAUAUACCUGAGGUUUUCUUCAGUGACACGAAAUCCUUGCAAAAUUUGUAUCUCAGCCACAAUCAGAUCAAGGAGCUGAACCAUCAGUUUCUCCCUGCCCCCUUUAAAAACGGUAGCGCGCUUCAGAAACUCACCCUGCAUGCCAACCCCUUCAAAUGUGACUGCGAUACGUCUUGGUUUGCGGACUAUUUGCGUACUACUUCCGUAGAGAUUCCUUAUCUCACCACUAAAAUACACUGUGAAUACCCAGAGUCCCAACAGGGUGUGAGCAUACUGUCUAUGGACCAGCGUUCCUGCCAGGACAUAUACGGUAGCGUAGCCUCCCUCGUCUGUUCCUUCUUGGCUGUGAUGUUCACUGUUCUGCCCCUGCUGAAGCAUCUCUAUGGCUGGGAUCUGUGGUACUGCUUGCAGGUGCUUUGGGCAGGACAUAAGGGCUACUCCCAGCUGGCUGGCAGCAAUGCACAGUAUCACUACGAUGCUUUUGUGGUGUUUGACACCAGCAACCAGGCUGUGAGGGAUUGGGUCUACAAUGAGUUAAUUGUCAACCUGGAGAACUCAGGUCACCGGAGGUUUUGCCUCUGUUUGGAGGAGAGGGACUGGAUUCCUGGGCUUUCCUGUAUUGAAAAUCUACAUAAUGCAGUGUACAGCAGUGUGAAGACAGUGUUUGUGCUGUCCAGUGGGGCCACCGGUGGCGAGACAGUGAACGGCGUGAUCCGCCAGGCUUUCUUCAUGGUUCAGCAGCGGCUUCUGGAUGAGAAGGUGGAUGUGGCGGUGCUGGUUCUGUUGGAUGAGAUGUUUCCCAAACUGAAGUACCUUCAGCUGAGGAAAAGGCUGUGCAGAAAGUCUGUGCUGUCCUGGCCGAGGAACCCAGGGGCUCAGCCACUCUUCUGGAACCAAGUGAGAAUGGCGUUGUCAUCAGAUAACCUCAACUUUUAUAACAACAACAUGAGUGAAAGUUUUAUAUAACUGCCUUUAAAUGGCUGAUAGGGAGCAAUUUGAUGAAAGAAGUCCUAGUCAUUAAAAGUUUUGCCAUCUUUCCAUUACCUCAUUUUGACAAACAUCCCCUGCCCCAACUGUGUAUGUAAUGAUACCUGGUUGAUAUUUUUAAGAUUUGACUAUAUUUCUAAAAUUAAAAAGGCAAUUCUAUGUACAUAUCAUACAAAUCAAGACUGUGUUCUGUUGUUUUUUCUGACAAAAUUUGAUGCUGAUUCUUUAAAGUUUCUUUUUCUUUUUUAAUCUUUUUUAGUAAAUUAACCCUUGCCUUCAGAAAGCUUGGACAUGUUGCUAUUGUGGCCUGCAAAGUGAAUCGAGACACUGUACAUAAACAUAGAGACACUGAU